AUGGCACAACAUCCACUACCCGUAUUAUCUACUCAUCGACUUAGUUUCGGUGGUCCACCAUUUACAAAUGUAUUUGAUGAACAAAUUCAUAAUGAAAAAUUACCUCGUCAAACACGUGAUAGUGCUAAAAAAAUAAAUUUUCUUCCGCCAUUUUUAGCUUUAAUACUUGGUUCAACUUAUUUUCUAAUUGCUCUAUGUAUUAUUCUCGUUCUUCCUAUUCUUCAAUUAGCCAUUGGCAUAGCAUAUUAUAAUCAAUGUCCAGUAAAUUUUUAUAUUCCAAUAUAUUUGAUUGUUACAGGUGCAUGUGGUUGUGCAGGUGUUGGUUUAACAAUAAUAAUUGUAGUUGCAUUUAUAUGUUGUAUUAAACAAGAUUCAAUUGCUGGAUCAUGUUUUAAUGGAUGUGUUAUUGGUAUUGUACUUUUUAUUAUUUUUCUUAUGAGUUUCUUUUUAUUUGCUUGGUUUAUUGCGGGUAAUGUUUGGGUAUUUGGAGCAAAAGAUAAAGUUACUUAUGAUAAUGUACAAUCACCAAAUUAUUGUCAUCAAACUUUAUAUCAAUUCGCUUUUUGGAUAAUUAUUAUAACUUAUAUCUUGAUGAUUGUUAGUUGUUGUGCAUCAUGUUGUCGUGCUUGUUUUCAAUCAGUAACAACAUUAAAAGCUUAG
Messenger RNA from Adineta steineri, 660 nucleotides. NCBI's taxonomy places the organism in Eukaryota, Metazoa, Rotifera, Eurotatoria, Adinetida, Adinetidae. The record is from the annotation of a GenBank genome assembly.